AUGCCCAAGAUUCGGCCAGGCAUGCGGCGGCCACCGCCAGGUUUUGAACUGAUCAACGAUAAACUUGACGAGUACGAGGCAGAGAUGCGGCUUGUGCUGACUGAUGAUCCGCAGCAGGCUCAGCUCCCCGCCUGUGGCCGCAGCGUGAAGGGCAGAAGUGCUGCAGCUGGCAGCACGGAGAAGAAUGCCGGGGACGGUAGCGGCACGAAGGAGGCUGAAGCGGUGGAUUUGGAGAAGCCGGUCCCACCGCUUUGGCGUGUUGCCCGCAUCAACCGCGAGCGGACACGCUAUGUGUUCAAUGCGUGUUAUCGCGAGAAGUCAAUAUCGAGCGAGGUUCUUACUUACUGUUGUGAGAUGAAUUUUAUUGACGCAGGGCUUGUGCGGCGGUGGCAGCUGCCAGGGUAUGAGCGACUAUGUUGCACCGCGUGCUGCGUCCCCGGCACGGCGAGUGCCUCUGCGCGCAUGGUGAGCAAACACACAAACCGCAACAAGCCGGGCAGGCGUGAAGGCAAUAGUGGAGAGGAGCGUGCGGAGGGCACGUGCAUUUGCCGCGUCCCGGUGGAGCAGCGCCGGAGGAAGCGGCUGGAAGGGUGCACAGUGUGCGGCUGCACGGGCUGUGGGUCCGGCGCGAAGAGAAAGCGGGAUCCAUUGGAGGAAGCAAGCGAGGCUGCACCAUCCAACGUGGCCAGACGCGGUAAUAGUGCGUCAGAGCAAUAA
Messenger RNA from Trypanosoma conorhini, 717 nucleotides. Its product is annotated as putative G10 protein. The transcript has a single exon. Gene Ontology annotation, biological process: mRNA splicing, via spliceosome. Gene Ontology annotation, cellular component: spliceosomal complex; nucleus. The coding region runs from base 1 to 717 and encodes 238 amino acids. The record is from RefSeq and is a predicted model, not a curated record. Lineage: Eukaryota; Euglenozoa; Kinetoplastea; Trypanosomatida; Trypanosomatidae.